This is a messenger RNA of Beta vulgaris subsp. vulgaris (sugar beet), 729 nucleotides long. RefSeq lists its product as uncharacterized. The coding region runs from base 1 to 729 and encodes 242 amino acids. The record is from RefSeq and is a predicted model, not a curated record. The transcript has 2 exons. Lineage: Eukaryota; Viridiplantae; Streptophyta; Magnoliopsida; Caryophyllales; Amaranthaceae.
AUGGAGGCAUUCAUUAAUGCCCAAAGCAGAAAGAACAAUGAAUUGGAGGAAGGGUAUAAGCAAUUGCAAACCCACAAUAAAAUGAUGGAAACGCAAAUAACUCAACUUGUUAGCACUCUCAAGGAAAAGUCUAGUACCUCUUUGCCUAGUCAAGGCAUAGACCCUAGAGAGCAUGCCAAUGCCAUUGUCACGCGUAGUGGGAAGAGUCUAGGAGAAGUCCAAGUCGAAGAGGUGGGUAAGUCUAGUGAGACCCUGUCGCCACAAAUUGUUAAAGAUCAUGAUGAUGAAUUGGAUGAACAUGAUAAAUCUCAACAAGUUGCGAUGGAAAAUGAAAAUCAACCAAAGAACGAGGACGUCUUGAGAAAACUCUAUGUUAACAUCCCCUUCACCGAUGCGAUCAAGCAAAUGCCCACAUACGCUAAGUUUCUCAAGGACAUCUUGAGCAACAGGCGGAAUGUGGACUUUGUAGAAAUGAUAAACAUACCGGAGACUUGUAGUGCUAUAAUUCAAAACAAAUUGCCUACAAAACUCAAGGACCCCGGUAGUUUUUCGAUUCCAGGUGCUAUUAAUGAUCUGAUAAUUGAUCGUGCUUUAUGUGAUCUAGGUGCUAGCAUUAAUUUGAAGCCCCUCUCAAUGUGCAAAAGAUUGAACCUUGGUGAAUUGAAACCGACUAACAUUUCUCUUCAAUUAGCCGAUCGCUCGGUUAAGAUGCCCAUGGGAAAGCUAUAG